Messenger RNA from Chelmon rostratus (copperband butterflyfish), 1056 nucleotides. RefSeq names its product WAP four-disulfide core domain 2 (gene wfdc2). The record is from RefSeq and is a predicted model, not a curated record. Bases 44 to 559 code for a protein of 171 amino acids. The transcript is spliced from 4 exons. Gene Ontology annotation, cellular component: extracellular region. Lineage: Eukaryota; Metazoa; Chordata; Actinopteri; Chaetodontiformes; Chaetodontidae. Gene Ontology annotation, biological process: innate immune response; antibacterial humoral response. Gene Ontology annotation, molecular function: peptidase inhibitor activity.
GUUUGUCCAAACAGGAGUACAUUCUUGUGAGCAAGAAGUUAACAUGGAGAAACACUGGUCUGCAGUCUGUGCACUGAUUUUAACACUCGGUGCAUUUGUGCACUUUAACAUUUCUGCUGCAGAGGCCGAUAGCAAUUUAACAGUGAUCCUUCCGAAACCAGGCCACUGCCCGCGUCUCCUUAAUGUUGUCCCAUCCCAUAAGGGCUGUGUGUGUGAUGACGACUGUCCUGCAGACCACAAAUGCUGUGUCUUUGACUGUGGAGCUGUCUGUGUCCCUCCUGCUUUCACCAAGCCGGGAGUGUGUCCUCGCAGGCGCUGGGGCUCCGGGCUGUGUGCUGAAUUCUGCUCUAAUGACAGCGACUGCCCCAAUGAGGAGAAGUGCUGCCACAAUGGAUGUGGACAUGAGUGCAUUGCACCGUACACAGUGAAGCCGGGCCGCUGCGCCCUGCCCCAGGGAACCCCCAUGUGUGCUGAGUACUGCUAUCACGACGGUCAGUGUCCAGGAGAGCAGAAGUGCUGCAAGACGACCUGCGGCCACGCCUGCAGUGAGCCCUGCUGAUUGGACGGCCGGCAAGUCUGGCUGCAACACCGGAAAUGUACUGAGCGACUUUCUCCACCUUCUCAACUGCACAGUAGCACACUUUGGUCCAACAUGUGAGCGCUUGUUUAAUGGGGAAAGUAAAUUGCUCUUCUUAACAUAGGCCAUUUCAUGUGCCUGUACUUCAAGCACACACAGAAAUCAGCAUAUUUUUGUGAAUAUCUUUUUGAUGAAGUUUUCUAACCUACAUUUUAAAAGCAAGAAUUGCAGAAUAACCUGCUGUUAUGUUGCUAUGAUGCAGUCAGGAAAAUAGCUGGUAGAGUGAAAUUCAAAGUCUUCAAAAGACCUGCAGUUUGUGUUUGAACUUGAUGAGUUUAUAACUUAGUAAUACUGUAUAUUCUAGUAUAUUCUAAAUGGAUAAAAAUGUAUAGUGCUGAUGUAUCUGUUGCUUGUAUAGUUUGAGGUCAUGGAGCCAUUUUCAUUUCUUCAUAUCUGAACCAAUAAACAUGUUUGGAGAA